AUGUCGCAAACGGACGAAAUCCACGAAAUAAAUGGGCCGUUGUCGUCGCCGACCGGGCUGGCGAGGUCGGAUUUGGAGGCGCUUGCGUGUUUAUUCCCCGCCGUGCAUGGCGGACGGGUCUUUGACGACUCCGACGGCUUCGUCGCGCACUGUCAGGACGUGCAGGAGCACGUGCUGUGGUGUGAGCACCUGCCCUUGUUGCCCUUGCAGAUCGUCGACGGCGAUUCGCGCCUGGGGGCCCUUUCCUUCCCAACCCCAACAGUUUUAAACGGCGACUUGAGGGACGCCCGAGCGCAUUCGCGCCGGCUUUCCCCUGCCCGAGGGGUCCCCUCCGAUCGCCCGAACGCCGCCAUCUCAAUUGGGGGGAUGUUUGAAAUGGGUUCGAGCGGCGAGAUCGGGGAUUUCCUCCACCACGCGCUCAUUGGCGCCCUGGGGCCUCGCACGGAGGAAAACACCCCGACCUUCCCGGCGCCCCCGAGCGCGAUGCACGCCGAUCGGCUCCAGUGGUUUACCCUGCUCUACGGCGAACUCCGCGAAGGGGCGAGGUGGGGCUCGCGCCAAUGGAUCGAAGGGGCCUUUUCCGUUUUGAAAAGUCAUUCGAAGGGGGGGGGCGCGGCUGAGCCGAACGCGAUGCCCGGCGCACUUCCCGCGUGGGUGCAGUUUGGGACGGCGUUGGGGGUGGCGGACCGGAUGGCCCGGCAGCUUUCCGCCUCCCGCGGUGAUCGCCCGGGCGAGGAACCGCCAAAGGCGCCCGGCGAUCGUUCUGGGGGAUCCGAAGGGAAUCCUUUUGUGGAUUGGACGGCCCUUUGUUCGGUCUCGGCCUUUGUUUACCGGGCCGUCAAGGACUUUUGGGGCGCGAUGAUCGGGGCCGGGCACGCCGGCUCGCGGGAAACCGCAGCCCACACCGAUCCCGAGGGGGUCCACGCGGGUUGUGAAGUUCGGCAUCGCCCUGCAGAAGCCGAGGACCAUCCGUCGGAAUCGCUUUGGCACUCGUUUGACGGUCUUUUUUGUCGUUCGGUCUCCGCGUGGCUUUCCAGAGGCGGUUCGCUGCUGCCGACGCAGCCUCCAACCACCCAGGGUGCUGAGAGCAAAGCCCAAAAUGGCCCCAACAGGGCUCGACCCCUUAAAAAGCCACGAAGCGAAUUUUCCAACCCACCCAACGCGAAAUGUUUCCCAUCCCAUUGCGGUUUCGCGGCGGAAGCGGAUCCAACGGAAGGGAAAACAAUCGUCCAACGUUUAGCCGCGGCUCUGGCUAUACCUUUAGCGCUUUAUAUCACCCAGUACAUGCGCUGUAAAGAAGUAGCCCAUCGACUUCAGCAGCUCGCCAACCCAUGCGAGGGCGCCCGUGGGAGCCCUCUUUCCAGUGCCUCCACUAGUAUCGAGGAGGAAACCGGAUCUUCGGGCGGCACCCCGUUUUCGCCAACGAUUGACCACGAAAGCCCCACCCACGGCAAAGACGACUCCCCAAGCCGCUCCGUGCACCGCGGGCAUUCGAGGGAACCUACCACCAACGAUAAUUGCAGCUCUGAUAAGCGGCGCCGCUAUAUUCGCGCGAAACGCAAACGCGCCCUCCCCGAGUGGUCCUUCCAACGCCGCGCAAAGAGCGCGGACUCCACCCACGAACACGCCAAUUCAGAGGACGACGAGGAGGCCGUGAACCAUCAUCAAAGGUUUAUGGAUUUACUCCUGCUGCUUUUUCUUCACCCCGCUGGGAAUACUUCAGAUGCCUGA
Molecule: messenger RNA, 1731 nt
Organism: Phytomonas sp. Hart1
Lineage: Eukaryota; Euglenozoa; Kinetoplastea; Trypanosomatida; Trypanosomatidae
Source: the annotation of a GenBank genome assembly